Molecule: messenger RNA, 1485 nt
Organism: Oikopleura dioica
Lineage: Eukaryota; Metazoa; Chordata; Appendicularia; Copelata; Oikopleuridae
Source: the annotation of a GenBank genome assembly
AUGUCAGACAAGACCGCAUUGCAGGAGCGAAUCCUAGAAGAUGUGCUCUUCGCGCUUAUAAAAAAUGACGAAAUCUUUGACUUUGAGAAGCUUUGUAAGCUCUUUCCGAUGCUUGAGCGAAGCUAUAUCCAGAAGCGCUAUGAAGUUGCAAAAUCGCGAACUGGUCUGUUGGACGAAAUUCUUUCCAAGCCACCUAGAGUGAAAAAAGCGACAGUUCAAGAAGUUCAAACAGUUCUUUCUCAAGAAGAAAGCAUUUCCCGGAGAAAGAGCUUUACGGAAAACUCGCCUAAAUCAACAGACAAGCCGAUUGUAACAAUUCAUGUCAGCGACGAUAAUCGGGAAAAAGUGACAGAUUUCUCUUGCGGAGUCGAUUUGCUCGUUCAAGAAAUGCCGUAUUUUGACGAAUUGAUACCAAGAAACGAAGACGAACUCAACGAGCUGGACAUCAGUGUUCAAUGUGAUACGGACAUCUUCUCGAUUCUGAUGCAAUGGGUCAAGCGAAGGGAGUUGGAUAAGCCUUUUGAUAUCACGAAGCCGAAUAUUGUUUCCGUCUUGAUUUCCGCUAAUUAUCUUGGAAUGACCUCUCUCAUCGAUAUUGCUGCCCAAAAAGCUGCUGGAUUCUACAACUCGAUCAACUUGAACCCUCUUUCGAAAUCCCGCGAAAAAGGAUCCAAGGACUUACUGAAGAAAGUUCAACUCUACGUUUCUGCGCACGAAGCGCAAAAUCUCCCCGAUGGUUCAGCAAAAGAAGAUGUUUUCCGCCGUCAUGUGGCAAAGCUCAUUGCGGAAACUAAAUUCAUCAAGUGCAAGUCUUGCGCGAAGAUACUCCCCUGGAAACAUCGAUAUGCACUGCCCUGUAUUCCGAAUAAGGCGCAAAUUGAUAGAAAUGGAGAUGUGCGAUGGAAUCACAUGAUCGAAUUUGGAUGGGACUUUGUCGAGAGCGAACUUCCAUCGUUGCAGAGCAAGUUUGAAACGAAACAGCGUCUUUACUGGGGAAUUUGGGGACUGGCGAAUGUCUUUUGCUGUAGCGUGUGCAAUAUACAGUUUCAGGCAGCGGACAUACAAAACUGUAUGUACCACCCAAAAGAAGACAUCGGAGGCACUUAUCUAUGCUGCAAGCGGAAGAAACAGCACUUCCGGUCGCUGAUGGCUCAUAAUGGAUGUACUCACAGAGCGCACAAAAUUGAGGAUGAGAAGAUUCAAGAGUACAUGGAAUUUAUUGGCGUAGAAAGAAAUUUUAAAGUCGGACCAAUCGGCCCUGUCUGGAAAGAACCAGAAGAAGUACAGCAAUCUCCCUGGCAAAGCAGCAAAUCAAAACGGUGGAAUCUCGACAAUAUCCGAGAUUCAGAGCGACAAAUGUUCAAAUCUGAGUCGGAAAGUUGUGCGUUUGGAACUGUAACGAACGUCCCUGCCUCUGGAAUCUACACUGUUCUUGAAAAAGAGCGCGGUGCGAAAUAUCAGUCUUCCAAAAAGAAAAAUUCUUAG